AUGUCCAACGACAGAACCCUUCCCCAGGAGAUCCUCACCGAUGUGCUCUCUCAGCUACCCGCCAAAUCCCUUUGCCGAUUCAACUCUGUUUCUCCCUCCUGGAAUUUCCUAAUCUUUGCCACACAACCCACCUCAAUUGAACCAACAUCGAAAACACUCAAUAUCUCUAUCCGAAUAAGAUCAUUAUGUCCACCUAUCACGAUCGCCGACAUAAAUCAAACAGCUACAAAGCUUGAUUUUUCUACGGCGAAACAACAUGACACCGUUGAGUGGGUCAGGGUAUGGGGCUCCUGUGAUGAUUUGCUUCUCGUUUCCGAUGAAGGUAACUCCAACUUCAUCUUGUUGAAUCCAUCCACCAGAGAAUGCAAGAAACUGCUGACAUGUCCUUUCUUCCACGCUCUGGUUGGUGUUGGUGAGUUCGUCGCUUACACUUAUGGCGUUGGUUACUAUUCCUUUAUCGAUGGUUACGAUUCCUGUACGGAUGGUUACGAGGUUGUGAUGCUUUCUUACUCUAGUCUGAGUGACAUAACGAUUGUUGCUGUUUAUUCACUGAGAAAUGAUGCUUGGAGGAGACUUCGAGAUUUCCCUUCUAUGCUCAUGCGGUAUACUUGUGGGGUUCUAUUUAAUGGGUGUCUCCAUUGGCUUGGUUGGAGGGCUGGUUCCUUUGCGAUUGUAGCUAUCGAUUUGUCCGAUGAGUUUUUCAGGAAAGUGCCGCUGCAUGUUGCGUUGGAUGCUUGCAAGAUCGGUUUAUUCUAUGAGUUGGUUGUUCUCGGGGAUUGUCUCUGUUUGGUUUAUAGGCAGCUUAGUUACUAA
This is a messenger RNA of Rhododendron vialii, 813 nucleotides long. Its product is annotated as F-box/kelch-repeat protein At3g06240-like. NCBI's taxonomy places the organism in Eukaryota, Viridiplantae, Streptophyta, Magnoliopsida, Ericales, Ericaceae. The transcript has a single exon. Gene Ontology annotation, molecular function: protein binding. Bases 1 to 813 code for a protein of 270 amino acids. The record is from RefSeq and is a predicted model, not a curated record.